UUUAAAAUGUGAGAUCUAGGGAGCUGUGAGUCUGCUGUCAGAACUUUUGGGUAUUUCUUGGCAAAAGGUCACAUUUUAGUUUUCAAAAUUCCCUCAAAAUUCCCUCAAAAUUAUAACGUAAGCUCUUGGCUGUUCUCUAAAAAUAUAAAAAUGACUGACAAGAAGGCAUCGUCGUCCCGAGGGCCACAUCCUGGGAUCCAGUUUAGCACCGCCAUGGGUACGCCGGAAACCAAGCGCAAGAUGCUCCUCUAUAGACGCCUGUUGAGCCGAGACUUGGCUCGGGAUGGCAAAAAUACGCAGGACAUCGCACGGGCGAGGAAUCGCGGCCUUCAAGAGCUGGACCAAGGAAGGUUUCCAAAGUCCUAGUAGUAGCCAUGCUCCUUGGUUGGCACAAGAGUUUACGUUUACGGAUUCUGGAAAAAGUCUUGUUCAUUUCGGUCUUAAAUAAAUUUAUUUGAAUUAUA
Messenger RNA from Drosophila biarmipes, 464 nucleotides. RefSeq lists its product as uncharacterized. The coding region runs from base 151 to 366 and encodes 71 amino acids. The transcript is spliced from 2 exons. NCBI's taxonomy places the organism in Eukaryota, Metazoa, Arthropoda, Insecta, Diptera, Drosophilidae. The record is from RefSeq and is a predicted model, not a curated record.